Osmerus eperlanus (European smelt) is the source of this 2049-nucleotide messenger RNA. It is a transcript of the gene galns, whose product is annotated as galactosamine (N-acetyl)-6-sulfatase. Gene Ontology annotation, molecular function: arylsulfatase activity; N-acetylgalactosamine-6-sulfatase activity. The coding region runs from base 69 to 1634 and encodes 521 amino acids. The record is from RefSeq and is a predicted model, not a curated record. The transcript is spliced from 14 exons. Lineage: Eukaryota; Metazoa; Chordata; Actinopteri; Osmeriformes; Osmeridae.
CUUGUACUUCCUUAUUUACUAUCACAUGACUCUCAUACUUCAGCUCGAGUGCUGUGGUGCUUUUUGCAAUGAUUUCUUGCUUUGUUCAAAUCAGCAUCGUCUUUUGUUGUUUAAUAUGUCCUUGUCCGGCAAAGAAUCGAUCAUAUGGAACUCCAAACAUUAUCAUCAUGCUUAUGGAUGACAUGGGAUGGGGGGACUUGGGGGUGUUUGGCCAGCCCUCCAAAGAGACCCCUAAUCUGGAUGCCAUGGCUGCCCAGGGCAUGCUGCUCACUGACUUCUAUACAGCCAACCCCCUCUGCUCCCCUUCCAGAGCUGCACUUCUGACCGGGAGACUGCCAAUUAGGAAUGGAUUCUACACUACCAAUGCUCAUGCCAGAAAUGCCUACACUCCCCAAGAGAUGGUGGGAGGGAUCUCUAAGGACGAGAUUCUGUUGCCUCAAAUGCUGAAGAAGAAGGGCUAUGUCAGCAAGAUAGUUGGCAAGUGGCAUCUUGGGCACCGACCUCAGUACCUCCCGCUGGAACACGGUUUUGAUGAGUGGUUUGGGGCCCCAAACUGCCACUUUGGUCCCUACAACAGCAGCUCCAGGCCCAACAUACCAGUCUACAACAACUCUGAGAUGGUGGGAAGGUACUAUGAGGAGUUUGUGAUCAAUAAGAAGACUGGAGAAUCCAACCUCACUCAGCUUUAUCUGGAGGAGGGUCUGGACUUCAUCCACCGCCAAGCCCUGGCCCAACAACCGUUUCUCCUCUACUGGGCACCAGACGCCACGCACUCCCCCGUCUAUGCCUCUAAGCGCUUCCUGGGGAAGAGCCAGAGAGGACGGUAUGGUGAUGCGGUGAUAGAGCUAGAUGAUGCUAUUGGUCAGAUCCUGGCCUGGCUUCGUAAUCUGGGCCUCGACAACAACACCUUUGUGUUCUUCACUUCUGACAAUGGGGCUGCUGUGAUGUCAGGUCCAGAGGAGAGUGGCAGCAAUGGACCCUUCCUGUGUGGGAAGGAGACCACCUUUGAGGGGGGCAUGAGGGAGCCUGCCAUAGCCUGGUGGCCUGGACACAUCCCAGCAGGAACAGUGAGCCACCAGCUGGCCAGUGUGGUGGAUGUGUUCACCACGAGUCUGAGACUGGCUGGCAUCAGCACCCCCGACGACAGGAGCCUCGACAGCCUGGACCUCACACCUGUUCUGCUCAACAACAGCCUCAUCAACAGGCCCAUCUUCUAUUACCGUGGCAACGAGAUGAUGGCCGUCCGGGUCGGACCCUACAAAGCACACUACUGGACGUGGAGUAACUCCUGGGAGGAGUUUAACAAAGGGAUUAACUUCUGUCCCGGCCAAGAGGUGGCAGGUGUAACCACCCACAUCCAGAAAGAACACUCCAUGCAACCAAUCAUCUUCCACCUAGUGCGGGACCCUGGGGAGAAAUACCCAAUAAGUGUUGUUACUAAAGAGUACAGGGAUGCACUAAGCAGGAUCUCUCAAGUGGUGGAGCUCCAUAAGAACACUCUGGUCCCAGGUCUCCCCCAGCUCAACAUGUGUGACAUGGCCGUCAUGAACUGGGCUCCCGCAGGAUGUGAGAAGUUAGGAAAGUGCUUCAAAGCUCCGAAGUCACAACCAUGGAAAUGUGACUGGCCACACUAACUGUCCGGGUGUCUGUCUGUCUCUGACGUCUGGAUGGUUAAAAGACCCCAUUGAGAGAAGUACCAUCACCAUGGGAUAUUACUGGCUUUUCACUGAGCUUGUGUGUACCAAGAGCGUUUUUUUGCAUUGGAUAACAUGAAACAUUGGACACUGCUGUACAUGAUAGUACUAUGUGGCUCUGUGUAUAAAACCGUUUUUAACAAGGUAAUCAACCAUCUAAGGUAGUUUAUCUGAUUUGUGCUUUUCCUUUAAUUAAAUUGAGAUUUUUUUUAUAUACUGCUGACAGAAAAGUGUGUUGUUGAAAAAAGAUUCAAUUGAAAUGUCAAAACACACUAUAGGGACAUGAUUUUGUUUAUUCUUAUUAAUUUCUGUAAAAAUAAUAUUUUAAACUGAAUAAAUGUAUUUUUCUUUUUCA